GACACUUAUCUCAAGAGCCGCAGUGGCACUGCGCUCUUCACCGUGCGGAGCAAUAACUGGAACGAGAAGCUCGGGUAUAUCGGCGCGGAGGAAGUGGCCGUGGUGGCAGGCAAGGGCUCCGGACCCCUUCGACCAGUUACCCUUCGUACAGCACUUCAAGAGCUUGGGUCGUACGGAAAGUACGCUGGCCUCCCCGGUGAUGCCGACCUGUCCGAUGCAGUGCUGGACGCAAAGUGCUCCAUCCGCUUCCAGACGACGUUCCUCCCCGUGGAUUCCGGCAGCAGUCGCGGAGCCCUGGAGUUCGCCAGUGAGGCGUACAACUACAAUACCACGGAGGAUUACCCCAGGAACCUCCUACUUCUCUGCACGAGCCAAGGAAUGGCGGUACAGCAGGAUGGGCGUGGCAAGAAGCGCCUGUACCACCACAGCACGGAUGGACAGGGCAAGAUCCAUCGCUACUGGCUGGAGGCGGAGGAGAGCCGCCACCGCGUGGGCGGGCCACAGGAGGAGACCGCCGAGGAGCGUGCUGAGGCACUCCAGAGAGGCAAGGCCACUUCCAGCGUGAUCGGUAUCACGGCCAUGGGUCAGCGCUUCAACGUCUUGAUGACCAUCCAGGUUCCAUUGAAGCAGCGCGCUCGCACCUCGCCCACCCUCGGGGGCUUGCCAGCGUGCAUCCAAAGCUGGCAGUCUUCGGCCUCGAAGUACAUGACCGACCUUGCCAGCAAGAGCUGCCUGAGCACGGUCACCUACGGCGCAGGAGGGGAAAUUAUUGUGACGACCACCAGCUGCUACGCGCAGGAGGACACGCUUCAGGCUCUGAAAACGGCGGAGUCGAUGCCCCGCUCGGCAUUCGGGAAGGGAUGCCUCAAAAGCAUGGCCUGGGACGACCGCAGCAGGGGCAAGGGGAGCGACCGGGAUCGGAGCCGCAGCAGGGGGAGGACAGGUCGAAGUAGCGCCGCCCGGGUCUCCCGUGGCUCAGAGUUCGAUGUGUGGCCCGGACUGUCAGUCAAGGAGCCGAAACGCCAUGAGUCAGAGCACGUCACCAUCACGGUGGUAGUUUACAACGUCGUGAAAAGGGGCGUGCCAAGCACAGAGGAUGUCAUCAAUGCGAUCGAUGAUCUGGAAAAGCUUUACAGUGCCUGCUCCGGCAGCGCACGACUUGCUGACAGCUCCUUUGAUUUCAUGAAGCAGGAGUUGCAGGUCAAGGACAUCCUUGACAUUUCCGGUAAAGUCCAGUUUCAACCUCCUACCAAGGAGGUCGAAGGCCACGACGUUUUUCCCGUAGCUUGA
Molecule: messenger RNA, 1290 nt
Organism: Symbiodinium necroappetens
Lineage: Eukaryota; Dinophyceae; Suessiales; Symbiodiniaceae
Source: the annotation of a GenBank genome assembly